GAAUGUGCUUGCGUUGCGCAGGAAACCGCUAGUUUCUCAAGACUUACAAAUGCGGUGGCUGCACCAGUAACCAUAUACAAGUCAUUUUGUAGUAGAAAGCCACCUUAAAAACAGUUAAUAACAAAGUUUUAAAAAACCUUUCCCAACCGCCUCCUGGAAUAUUUUUGUACAGUUGGUGUCGUUUAUCUGAGGACUUGAGGUUUAUAUUUCACUCAGCGACCGUUGACUUUUGCCACACUGUUGUGUCAGUAACAAACCUACUUUACAAGUCUUUUUUUCGUCAACGAGAGAGGAUUACGCUUUGAAGAUGUCCGUGGCGGGCUUAAAGAAGCAGUUUUACAAAGCCAGUCAGAUGGUGAGUGAAAAGGUUGGUGGCGCUGAGGGAACUAAACUGGACGAGGAGUUCAAGGACCUGGAGAGAAAAGUAGAUGUGACAAAUAAAGCAGUGGUAGACGUGAUCUCUAAAACGUCAGAGUACCUGCAGCCCAAUCCAGCAUCUCGUGCAAAGCUUUCUAUGUUAAACACUAUGUCUAAGAUCAGAGGGCAGGUGAAGAGUCCAGGUUAUCCACAGGCUGAGGGGCUGCUGGGAGAAUGUAUGGGAAAAUAUGGCAGAGAACUCGGAGAGGAAACAAACUUUGGUGGUGCUCUAAUGGAUGUUGGGGAAAGUAUGAAGAGGCUAGCAGAGGUGAAGGAUUCUUUGGACAUUGAUGUCAAACAGAACUUCAUCGACCCUUUACAAGGCCUGUGUGACAAGGACUUGAGAGAGAUACAGCACCAUUUAAAAAAGCUGGAAGGACGCAGGCUGGAUUAUGACUAUAAGAAGAAACGUCAGGGGAAAAUUCCAGAUGAAGAGCUCAGGCAGGCGCUGGAGAAGUUUCAUGAAUCUAAGGAGGUGGCUGAGAUCAGCAUGUACAACCUUCUGGAAACCGAUAUUGAGCAGGUGAGCCAGCUGUCUUCACUGGUUGAGUCUCAGCUGCAGUACCACAGACAGGCUGUUCAGAUUCUCGAUGAACUCUCUGACAAACUCAGAGACAGGAUGAAAGAUGCACAGACACGUCCUCGUAAAGAGUACAUUCCCAAACCAAAGCCUGUAAUCGACUUUGGAGAAACCAACGAACAGUCAAACGGUGGCUUCACCCCAUCAUCUGCUCCACCGAUGCGCAAUGCAGAGUCAUACCACCACUUUGGCAGAAUAACCACAAGGAAACCCAGAUUGCCAGAGCAGGCAUGCUGUAAAGCUCUCUAUGACUUCGAGCCGGAGAACGAAGGCGAGCUGGGCUUCCACGAGGGUGACAUCAUCACUCUGACCAAUCAGAUCGAUGAAAACUGGUAUGAAGGCAUGCUGCGUGGCCAAUCAGGAUUCUUCCCUCUCAACUACGUGGAGGUGAUCGUUCCUCUGCCACAUUAAGAGGGCUCCAAUGAAGAACAGAGGGAGAGAGAGAGAGAAAGAGCAAUAAAAAGUGAAAGGGAGAAAGCUGGAGGGAAGUGAGGUAGGGAGAAAGGAGCCAGUUGAAGUCAUCUUGGGCUUCAUCCUCACCACAUUGUUGCCGUUGAUCCAAAUGUACCUGUACUCUGGCACUUUUUACACAUUGAUUUAUUUUUUAGGAGGGAACUUUGGGAAAUGACGACCUUUCACAUUCCAGGACUGACUGACUGACCAGUUGACUGAUGUACGGACGGUACAACUUGGUCCUUAAGCUACAUUUUUAGACACACUAACUCGCUUCAUCGUCUUUUAAUAAUGCCUUGUACUGUUUGUGCUGCUGAAAAAAAGUUAAAUGUAGAUCAUGAUCAAAUUCUUCCAUUUUUAAAGAGUAGACAGGCUAGUCUUAAUCAACAUAGUAUAAAUUCUCGAUCAUUCAAUUGUAAAAAGUUGCGUUUUGACUCGACUGCUCCUUGUACCGCCCCCUGCUGGUCAGGAUGCGACAUUGACCUGCCUCAGAUUAAGGAGAAACUGCCUUGUAUCUGUGUUAGCACUGCAUGGAUGUGUGUGCAAAGCGUCCCAAUGUGCAGCAAUCCUGAGCCACGGGAUUUAGUCCCUUUGUACGCUCUAUCAUUUUAACAUUUUUCUACAGUUUCUUCGUCAUCUAAUAUUUUUCAUGUAUAUUUUUUUACAAGAAAAAGAAAUUAGAUUUUCAGCUGCACCUUGAAUCUGGUUGUAAAGCUGAGCUAAAACACUAAAGGGAUGUGUUUAGUCGGGUAGAUAGGUUUUACUGCACUACAGCUGUACUUUUUGUCCCCCUUACAACUUUUGACCCACUAAGAUCAGCAGAUCAACAACUUACACACUGUUUUCUGAAGGAAACACAGCCAAAUAGCUUGUUCAUCUUCUCACGGCAGCCUGAAUUAUAGAGUCUUCCUCUCUCUUUCUCCUCUUGAUGUCAGUUUACGGUAGUCUAUUCAUCUGAUGCUGCUGGCAGUGUCCCAUUAUUUCAGGUGUGUACAUCUAGGUUUUCAUGAAGCCUGAUUUACACAAAGUGUUUGAUAUUGAAGAGGAAUUCUUCCAGAAAUGUAGGGAUGGUGCUACAUCUCUUACUCUCUCCCUUGUAAUGUAUUUUUAGAGCUUUAAAGUGGUUGAAGAUGUAGUUUCUUCAUAACUCAGUGUUCCAUAGAUCAGUUUGUUUCAAUUACUGUACCAUCGCACUACAUAAAUUCAUGGACCUACACACUAUCAAUGGCGGUUCUGAACACCCACACAUCUGUCCCUCCACCCUGACCCCAAAUCCUGUCUGCACACAGUGCACCACUGUGUCUUUUCCUCUCCCAGACUGUUGUAGAUGUGCUGAUGCAGACAGGCCGUGGUCACUGUUUCAAUGUGAAAAAGAGACUUUUAGUGCCUUUUCGAUGGCAAGAAUGGAUCUAGAACACCAAACGAAAUAUUAAUUAUGAUUUCUGUGCUAAUAUGUAGUUUUUUUUUUUCUCCUUCAUUUACAAAGGGCUUGUUGGUUUCAGCAUUUGGCAUGAGCUGCGACCAGAUGUACAAGCAUGUGUACAAAUGUGCCUUUGCAACACUACAAGUUUAAGAAAACAACAAAUGGGUUAUUUCUGUCUAAUCGAAUGAGGGCACCGGCAUGGUUUUAUGAAAUUAAAUCAUUCUGGUUGUGCUCUUUUUAGUAUUAUGUUCUUUUUUAUAUGCAUACAAAAGCAUUCAACCUUUUUUAUUAAUGAUUUGUGCAUGUUAGCUUAAUAGCAGGCUGAUGUUUGUUGUAGUUUUAAAGUCUCCUCCUGUAUGUCUCGGAUUUAACUGCAUUAUAUUGUUAUUCUUAAAUAUCCCAAACCCUAAAUAUUUGUAUCUUAUUGUCCACUCAUCUUUAAGUAAAUAAAUUCAAAGAAAGAA
Messenger RNA from Danio aesculapii, 3337 nucleotides. RefSeq names its product SH3-domain GRB2-like 1b (gene sh3gl1b). Bases 308 to 1408 code for a protein of 366 amino acids. Lineage: Eukaryota; Metazoa; Chordata; Actinopteri; Cypriniformes; Danionidae. The transcript has 10 exons. The record is from RefSeq and is a predicted model, not a curated record. Gene Ontology annotation, biological process: synaptic vesicle uncoating. Gene Ontology annotation, molecular function: protein binding. Gene Ontology annotation, cellular component: cytoplasm; glutamatergic synapse; presynapse.